AAACGUGGUGGUGGCGCUUGCUGUCGGGAGCACACGGCUACCUUCUGGCGAGAUACAGCACGAAGUUAUAUCUGACUUGGUUUGUGGUUCGCGCACCGCAGUCGCUGACGGUCAGUUCUCCGGUGCGGUUGUUGUUGAACCGUUGUCAGCAAAACAUAUCGCGAUCGCGUGCAGUUUCAUCGUGUGACAGUUGAACGUGCAGUCCGGCGACUUUUGUUUUAUCUGUAUUAAGACACGUUCGCUCGCGUGACUCAACCGGAGCUAAAUUAUUUGCCGGCCUGUCGCCAUUGCCGGCCUGUCGCCAGAUGGGGGACCAGCCACAGAACGGAUCCGCGAUGAAUGAUGGACGCAUGAUGACGGUGCUGCCGGAGAUGGCACCGUGCAGUAUCGCCGAAUCGUAUGCCGGCCGAUCGAUCUUCAUCACCGGUGCGACCGGGUUCAUGGGUAAGAUCAUGGUGGAAAAGUUGCUGCGUGACUGUGGUGAGGUGCGGUGCAUCUAUUUGCUGAUACGCGCCAAGAAGGGUAUCGAUCCGGCCCAGCGCAAGGAGGAGUACGUGAAAAAUAUUGUGUUCGAUCAGGUGCGCGAGCAGUGUGGGGCACGGUUGGACAAGAUCCGGCUGAUCCGGGGCGAUAUCCUGAGCGAAGGACUCGGACUGAGCGAGGACGAUCACCGGGAGCUGGUGGAGAACGUGGAGAUGGUGUUUCACUGCGCGGCCAAUGUGCGCUUCGAUCAACACAUCCGCCAGGCGGUGGACAUUAACUUGAACGGCACGAUACGGGUGCUGACGCUGGCGGAAAAGAUGCGCAAGCUGGUAUCGUUCGUGCACGUGUCCACCUCCUACUGCCAGUGCAAUGAGGCGGUGCUGGAGGAGAAGCAUUAUCCCGCACCACAGAACCCGGAAGGCAUCUCCAAGAUGGUCGGUCUGCUCGAUGACGAUAUACUGGAUCUCAUUACGCCAAGACUGCUCAACAACCUGCCAAAUACGUACGCCUACACGAAAGCACUCACCGAGGAUAUGGUGUAUCAGUAUCGGGGCAAGCUGCCGAUCGCCAUCGCCCGACCAUCGAUCGUGACGGCCGCCAUGAGGGAACCGCUGCCGGGCUGGGGCGAAGGUACGAACGGACCGACCGGACUGCUGAUCGGUGCCGGGCGUGGCGUAAUUCGCAGCAUGCACUGCAACGGCGAGUAUCUGGCCGACUUUAUGCCCGUCGACCUCACGAUGAACGCCAUCAUCGCGAUCGGCACGGAGCGCAUGAGGGAUCCGCGGAAGGAGGAGGUGAUGUACUACAAUCUUACCUCGUCGGCUGACAACCCGAUCAGCUGGGGCGAGGUACUGGAGAUGGGCCGCAGCGUGCUGAACGACAAUCCGUUCUGCUUCGCCCUCUGGUACCCGGAUGGAUCGAUCAAGUCGAACUAUCUGUACCAUCUGCUGUGCGUCAUCUUUUUCCACUACUUGCCUGCCUACUUGAUAGACUUUUUGCUGGUGCUGCUGCGCCGGAAACCUUUCUUGGUGAAGGUACAGAAGCGGAUAUCGGCCGGACUGACGAUACUCCAGUACUACACGACCAAGGAAUGGAUAUUCCGGUGCGAAAAUGCGAAAUCCUUGUACCGGCGGCUUUCGCACGACGACCGCAAGCGGUUCUACUUUGAUGUGACGGAAAUCAACUACCAGACCUAUCUGUAUGAUUUCAUCCUCGGUGCCCGCCAGUACAUCCUGAAGGAAGCGCCCGAAACGUUGCCCCAGGCACGAAAGCUACUCCGAAAACUCUACAUCAUGGACAAGAUAGUGCAGAUUGCGCUGUACGUGCUCGGGCUGUGGCUGUUCUGGAUGUACCUCGAGCUAAUAACUGGCUCGAUUCAGUUCGUUUUUGACACCGCAAUCGUUGGUCUGCGAGGAAGUACGACCGUUCGACAGGGACUUUGAUUUCAUUCCGCACUAUGACUCCCCGUUUUGUGUAGAAAGUCAGUGAGAGUUUUAUAUGUGCUUUUUUGUACGGUGACGUUAUAAAAUGUGAAAAAUAGUUUGUAAGCUCUGUUAAGCGUGUAAUUAGGUUCGCGAUCAUCAUUUAUGCUGGGACUGUUGGGGCACGACGUUUUUCUACAGGCACACCAAACAACGCCCCCGGCUCGGUAAAAGCAGGGGUUCAGCGUAGCGCAAGCCUGCGUUUGCACAAACUCACUGUAACAAUGCAAUUGUGUGCUUAUUGGAAGAUUAAUAAUAUUUACCGUAUUAAUAAAGAUUUUUAUAAAACAAA
Messenger RNA from Anopheles stephensi (Asian malaria mosquito), 2256 nucleotides. RefSeq names its product putative fatty acyl-CoA reductase CG5065. The coding region runs from base 306 to 1925 and encodes 539 amino acids. The record is from RefSeq and is a predicted model, not a curated record. Lineage: Eukaryota; Metazoa; Arthropoda; Insecta; Diptera; Culicidae. The transcript has 6 exons. Gene Ontology annotation, cellular component: peroxisome. Gene Ontology annotation, molecular function: alcohol-forming very long-chain fatty acyl-CoA reductase (NADP+) activity. Gene Ontology annotation, biological process: long-chain fatty-acyl-CoA metabolic process.